GGUCAAGUAAUGUCUGUCUGAGGCACAUAUGUAGCUGCAUAGGACACACGGUGGGAGGACAGUAUUCCAAUUUAAGAGAAAUUAGUGUCCAGAUAAAGACAGCAACGGUCAUUUAUUCAACUUAACCAAAAAAGCUCUUCAGCACUUCAAAUACAACAAGCUUGCUACAAAUAAAACCCUUCUUCUCCACAGUGUUCUUCUUUUCAAAAUCAAGUAAAAGCAAAAAUAUAAGCACAUAAAACAAAGAUCACGUGAUUGUCUUGUCACAGCAAGAAACGGAUUUUAAAGAAAUCCUCCUUCUGGCCACAUCAAACAUAACUGCGGUGAAAUUACACCUCCAAUACGGAUGGCCCUCAAGUCUUAAUUGUUGCUGUUUGAAGUAUGGCCACUUAGAUAUCCUGUUUAGGAUGGGGCUGUAUUGUCGCACCUUUGUUCUGAUAAGGGUCCCUGCCCCCAUCGACAAAGUGCGAAAGACGGGGAGGACCCGCAACAAUAUAAGGGACCAGAGGAGUGUCAGAGGGACACACUCUGUCUCUCCUGCGCUACUGUGCUGCCGUCUGUCACACUGAAGUUUCCUUCUCUCUCUCUUUCGUCAUGGAUUUCAUUCGGGCUUGUGUCUUUUUCGCCGCUCUCUUCGGUCUCGUUAAGGCUUUUACGCAUCAGGAUAUGAAGGACGCACUGCUACAGAAGCUUGGGAUGGAUGAAGUUCCUAGAAUCCAUAAAAGGGAUGUGGAAAAUCUGGUGAUUCCGGCGCAUAUAAGAAAUAAGUACACGAGCAUGCUGAAGAUGCACCACAGCAGGAGGCGCAGAUCUUUGCCUAGUCUUGCGGGCAUCCUGAAAGGAAUCCCCGGCAAUGCAGAUAUUUCCGGGGAGUACGUCUACUCUGACACCAGUCGGCAACGCGUGAUGUUCGACAUGGAGGCGAGGAUCCCGGAUAAUAGUGAGGUGACCAUGGCCGAGCUGAAGCUCUACCAGCGGGCUUCCCACCACAAACGAUUCACGGUGGAGAGGAAGAGCCACCGGCCCGUCAGCAACGCCAGGGUCAGCAUCUACUGGGUGGAGGUGCUGCCCAACGGAUCCAACCGGACGUCGCUGGUAGAUUCGCGGUUGAUCCCCAUUCACGAGACAGGCUGGAAGAGCUUUGAUGUCACCCAGGCGGUGCACUAUUGGUCCAAGACACAGCAGAAGACACCUAUGCACCUGGAGGUGUGGAUCGAGGGCGAGAGACCUGGCAGUUAUGCGGCAGAGAUGGCCAAGAGUGUCCGCUUUACCACCCAGGAGCAGACGGACAACACCUUGGGAAAGCCCGAGCUCGUCCUCUACACACUCAACCUCGAAGAGUACGGCUCUCGCGGUGACUGCGACAACCAAAACAAAGACACCUGCUGCAGAGAGGAGUACUUCAUCAACUUCCGCGCACUGACAUGGACACAGUACUGGAUCAUUGAGCCGGCUGGGUACCAGGCUUUCAGGUGCACCGGUGGCUGCAAGCAGCCCAAGCGCAACUUCGGGUACGGCGAGCGGCGGUGCACGGUGUCCGAGAGUGCGCCUUUACCCAUCAUGUACCUGGUGAAGAAAGGGGACUACACCGAGAUAGAGGUGGCUGAAUUUCCCAAUAUGAUCGUAGAAAGGUGCGCGUGCACUUUGGACAACAUCUCGAUAGUAUGAAGUCACGGGAAAGGCUCGUAAGAAUCCAGACUGGGGGCGGGGAUGUGUUCUGAGUACACGCGUGGUGUUGUUUUCAAUGAAGUGUUGAUAUAUUUAAUGCACACCUAAUACUUUAUAUUUAAAAGGACCUUUACCCGGAGUUUCAGUACUCCUGCCUAAACUCCAUCUACAAGCACUUUGAUAUAUUUUGUACAUUUUGAUAGUUUUUUCCUUUUUUAUACUUGAAUUUGUGUGAGCUGCGUUGAGUCAUUCAAAUUCUGUUUGAUGUGUUAUAUUUUCCACCUGUAAAUAAUAUGAAUGAGUUUAUGUUUAGAAAAUUAAAAUAUUUU
Messenger RNA from Haplochromis burtoni (Burton's mouthbrooder), 1997 nucleotides. It is a transcript of the gene lft1, whose product is annotated as lefty1. Bases 595 to 1668 code for a protein of 357 amino acids. The record is from RefSeq and is a predicted model, not a curated record. Gene Ontology annotation, biological process: SMAD protein signal transduction; BMP signaling pathway. Gene Ontology annotation, cellular component: extracellular region. The transcript has 4 exons. Lineage: Eukaryota; Metazoa; Chordata; Actinopteri; Cichliformes; Cichlidae. Gene Ontology annotation, molecular function: cytokine activity; growth factor activity; transforming growth factor beta receptor binding.